UUCUUUUCAGAGAGCUGGAGGGCAGAGAGACCACGCCUGGUCAAUAUGACAGUGGCCAAAGAAGACGUCAAACCCAACAUCUGUCAGCAGUGUUGGAGUUAUGCUGCUGUGAUCCGUUGUCGUGAUUGCCGACCGCGCCCAUUCCUCUGUGCUGAUUGUGACAUCACUGUGCACACCAGACACCCCCUUCAUAACAGAGAUGCCAGUACUGCAGGAUUUUUCCAGCCAUUACCUCCAACCACUUUUGUGCGUAAUGAGACCCUUUGUCCCUGUGAGCGUUUUGUGCCAGUGGAGAUCCCCAACAGAAUCUGUGGUUGUCCAACAGAGUCACAGAGGAUCAAAACUGGAAGGGCUACCACUGUUAUCACAAUGAAUGGACGAUAUGAUCUCAGUUUGCCCGAAUUGGCAUGUGAAGUUUGCAACGCCGCAUGGACUGCCGGAAUAAAAGACGUUAUCCAAAGUGACUACUGGCCAGCAACCCUUCACUUUGCCACUAUCUAUGCCACUGAUGUUUUCUUCUCCUUUGAAGAAAUGAAAAUGGCAGCUCCUGGUCUGUCCUGUCAGGCAUUUCUCCGAAUGCUGGAUCAGAGAACUGUCCGCUUCGGCCGUACUGGGAAAAUUUCAGGAGACAGCUUUUUGAAAAGUUUUUUUGAGUGGGAGGCUGUCCAGUAUGAGGUGGACAGUAUCUGCAGGGAGGAGCCGUUCACCUGUCCUGCAUGCAGUCCCGAAAUGCUUGCAGUGUGUGUGGACGGCAAUCGCAAACACUACCGAUUCAGGACUGCAGCACGAUCUGAAGAACAGCCGGUGUUUGACGACAUCUUCAUUGCAAAGGAUGACGAUGUCGCAAACUUCGUCCACGACAUCCAAAGCAAAACAAAACAUGCUUCAGGUAGGGGCAUUUGUGGAGGAGAGUGGUCGGCUGCCAGAGAGACCUCCCAAAGAUCUGCCAGCAAGCUGGAUGAGGAGGGACUGGAAAUAGCUGUCUGUCGACAUGGCGUGCUGCUUUCUGCCCUCAACAUGUACAGGGGAGAAAUAUUUGCAUACCCGCUGUUUUUGCAAAAUAAGCUGGCUGUUAAAAGUGCCACAUUUUUUUGCAUGGAUGUCACAUGCAAAUAUUGGCCUUACCUCCAAAAAAUUUCCAAAAAUCUGCCAGAGCUACAGCCCCUCCUCAGCAUGAAACCCUUUCUUUCCGUGCUUCAUGCCAAAGCUCAUGACUUGAAAUGUGAAGUGAAAUGGAGUGGAGCUUAUCAGGAGGGGGCUGGAUUAACUCUGGGAGAAGAGGUGGAGCAAGUGAAUGCCUUCCUGUCUCGUAUAGCUGUGACGACAAAACACAUGUCGAAAGCGGGACGCAGAGACAUGCUGACAUUAUUAUCUAUGCGCUGGAAUCAGCAGAAGAAGAAGAACCUGGCCUCUUCUCUGUCCCACAGAUAUCUGAAAGCCACAAAAGUUCUGGAGGAAAAGUUGCAGAAACUGGAGUCUGUGAAGGCAGAGUUGUCAGUGACUGACAGCCAGUUGGAGGACUGGGUCAGUGAUGUAAGGGAGUGGGCAGAAGCAACAUCUACCAACACAAAUGAGGCUUCUGCCUUGGCCAACAAUAUUGAGGUGCUGGUGGCUGGCAUCAAGAGACGCUCGCAUCGUCUUUAUAUGGACACAGACAGCAACAAAGGGCGAGCCAAAAUCCGCAGCAAGAUCAGGAAGGAGAAAGGGAUCCUGACCUCCUUGAUUGACAGGUACAACGAAAUGGUUCCAAGCACAGAAAGUCUCUGUCUGGAAACCAUCCUGUCUGAAGAUGCAGCAUGGCCAUGGCAGCUGCCACAUAGUGACUCUGUCGACUUCAGGAAAAAAAGAGCGGUGUUUGACCUCGUACAGUCAAUAAGGAGACUGCAGGAGGAGACCAAGGUACUGACCACAGAGAUGAAUCGGCACUGGAAGUCACUUUCAUCGCAGGGGAAUUCCCUGAAAGAAGUGUCCAGUGCAACAAUGCAAGAUUCACCAUGGAACCUCAGUGCAGAUGGGCAGAAAGGUCUGCAAAGCAUUCUGAAACGAAAGCAGCAAGACACUACAGAAAUGAUGGCUGGUGUGAAGACGAAAUAUUUUCAUACAUUGACAGGAGGAGAGGUCAAUUUUCUGGACAGUCUAUCUGACUUUUCUGACAGUGACUCUGAAUUCUCUGACAGUUAGCCUGGAUACAUUUUGUGGU
Messenger RNA from Melanotaenia boesemani (Boeseman's rainbowfish), 2200 nucleotides. RefSeq lists its product as uncharacterized. The record is from RefSeq and is a predicted model, not a curated record. NCBI's taxonomy places the organism in Eukaryota, Metazoa, Chordata, Actinopteri, Atheriniformes, Melanotaeniidae. Bases 46 to 2181 code for a protein of 711 amino acids. The transcript is spliced from 12 exons.